Lutra lutra (Eurasian river otter) is the source of this 1223-nucleotide messenger RNA. RefSeq names its product serine protease 48 (gene PRSS48). The record is from RefSeq and is a predicted model, not a curated record. The coding region runs from base 144 to 1004 and encodes 286 amino acids. NCBI's taxonomy places the organism in Eukaryota, Metazoa, Chordata, Mammalia, Carnivora, Mustelidae. Gene Ontology annotation, biological process: proteolysis. The transcript has 7 exons. Gene Ontology annotation, molecular function: serine-type endopeptidase activity.
UGUUGUGAAAACCCAAGGAGAGGAGGAGGUGAAGCAGGAGAAGCUGGUCCUGCCCCCCUUCUCUGGCGGCUCCCCAGCUGGCCUCUCCCUGGGAGCCCGAGUCCAGAAAGAAGGAAGUGCUGAUUCUGAGGGGAAAAAAAGACAUGGGCCCAGCUGGUUGUGUCUUCUUGCUGCCCCUUCUGCUGGGGAUCUCAGGCGCCAGUGAGGAGGAACCAGAGAAUCUCCUGAAGUCAAUCUGCGGGCGCCCCGCCGUCUCAUCUGGCAUUGCCUCGGGCAGGGAGGCCAACGUGGGCCAGUGGCCCUGGCAGGUCAGCAUCCGCCAGGGCCUGCUUCACAUAUGUGCAGCCACCAUCAUCUCAAAGCAGUGGGUGCUGACCGUGGCAAGCUGCUUCCGGUCUAAGGACACCAGAAAAUACCAUGUGUUGGUGGGGUCACUUCAGGUCUCUGAUCGCCCAAGCUCCAAAACAACGGCAAUCCCUGUGUCCAGGAUUAUCCCCUACCCUCACUUCCAGGGAAACACAACUAGUGCCAUCGCUGUGGCAAAACUGGCCUAUCCAGUUUCUUUUACCCCUGUUGUCCUGCCCAUCUGCCUCCCCUCAUCUGCAGUACAGCUCAAGAACUCAACCUCCUGCUGGGUGACUGGAUGGGGCUAUUCUGGAAUGCACCAACAUAUGAAGCCAUCUUAUAUACUGAAGGAGCUGGAAGUGCCCCUUAUGGAUCUCCAGACAUGCAGUGACUACUACCAGAAAGCAAACCUGCGUGGAAUCAAGCCCAUCAUCAGUGAAGCCAUGAUCUGCUCCAAGCUCCCAGUGGGGCAGACAGAUCAGUGUAUAGGCAGUAGAGGUGAUCCCCUGACGUGUAGAGUGGAGGAUUUCUGGGUCCUGGCAGGAGUGGUCAGCUGGGAGUCAAACUGCAUCCAAAACAAUGAGCCUGGAAUAUAUACAAACAUCAGUUUCUAUAAAUCUUGGAUUGAGAAGCUCCAUGCCCAGUGUGGAGCCCAAUGACCAAGCAAGACCUGAGGGGAGAUCAUGUCGAAUCCCUAACCGACUGAGCCACCUAGGUGCUCCUAGAAGUUGAUGGUUUUGAUGAGAGAUUUUGAGGAGUCACCAAGACAGAUGCAGUUCUGCUAUUUCUGCUAGUCACCAUAAGCCUAACGUGCCUGUUGCCUUUUAUCCCCAAGUCAACCUGGAAAACAAGAUCCCCAGUGUUAAUAAAGUUUGGUU